AUGUUGGGUGCACGCGCCCGAGCUGCAGAGUAUCAUGCUUUCAAGGCCGCUUCUGCGAGACAAGCGAGCCGUGAAGCAGAAGAAAACAAGUUGCCUCCUCAGCCUGCCCCAGUUUCGUUGAGCGCCUUCACCAAGAAUCCUCAGCUGAAUCGCAACAAGGGUCCAAAAGCAUGGAAGCCGCUGAUAUUGGAAGAUACACCUGAAGAUGAUGAUGACAGUCCUGCGGAUAACGAAGACACCGUAUCAACCCCGACCCGACAGAGAGGAGUGGACGGCAAUAGCUCCAUCAGCCAUGAUUCUGACCGAGCUCAGACAUGGCGCGAAGCCAACAACCUUAGCUCAACGGUCCCGAUCGCGCCCAAGGCAAUGCUCAGAAACACCUCGCAGGCGCCGUCGCCGCUCGUUAACCCGGCUCCUCGACGCACCCAGCCACAUGCAAUCAUUAAGCAAGCGCAACAAGGAAGCCACCUCAGUGUGAAUAGCUCUCCGAGCAAUGUCUCUGGAAUCAGUGGGUUCCCGUACCCUGGUGUGACAUGGUGGUUUGACUCACAUGGUAUGCGCGUGCCAGGUCCAGCCGCGAUGCCCACCUUCUUCCCAGGUCAAUACCACGGCAAUUUGAUGGCCCCAGACGACAUCAGCCCUUCCAAGCAGGAGAACAAACUCGCUUCGUUGUCACAUGAAUACAUGGACACAUCUUCUGGCUUCAUCCUCCCACAUUAUCCCCUCAUGCCCAUGUCAGGGAUUUUCGGGGGCUCGAUGGCAGACCCGGUGACAUUUGCUCACUAUGAAGAUGAAGGUGGUGCAGGUCAUGAUUCUCAAGCCUGGCCCUUUGCAUCGAUGCCAGUUGAGCGCCCAGUCAUGCAACACGUUAAUUCGGACAGCGUCGUCAACAUGGAUGGAAGCAUCUCUGACACUUCUUCUCUGCUGGUGCCGAAUGCCAUCAGACGGUUCUCAUACCCCAAUGCUGUCGGCGAGCCAAUGAGGCAGGGUUCGAUAGCAGAGUCAGCAGCACAACGGAUCGCCCACCAAUCCAUCCACCCAACUCUUGUCCUGCCAGAUGAGGAACCUUACGACCGCAAGAAUAAAAUGCAGAGCUUUGUCGCAGCACAGCAGGCGUUAGCAAGGACCGGGAAAACCGUUCUGCAUAACCCCGAUCUGCAUCGAGUGAAGGCAAGUGAAUCGGCUUCUCCGGCACACACUCGCAGUAAAACAACAACGCCAGAGCGUACCCGCCACGCCCAGACGACUAGCCCAGAAUCCAUUGUCAUUCGGAAACCUCCCCCGGGGUUCGAACCGCACUUAUCUCCUCGCCAAGUCAUUGCACAAUGCACCAGCAAAACCCCCUCUCCCUUCAAUGCCUCCAUCCUACGAGAGAUCUUUGAGGUCGGAAGUGAUGAUUGGCUCGAGCUCAGACCUGUUGGCAAGGACCAACGCAUGAAGAUGAGCCGAGUCAUGAGGAUUUGUGCCAGAGCACAGAGUCCUGAUGCACCUCUUGGGUUUUUGCAGAGUGCAAAGCCAGGGAGGAAGGAGAGUCUCCAAAACUGGAUGCAAAUCGCCACAAGAGAUCACAAACCAGCGACAGGUACACGAAGGCUGUUUGAGCAGGUUUCUAAAGAAUGCCAUGCCAAUCGCCUGUCCAUUGUUGGUGGGGGCGAUGGUGCCUCGAGCGACGACACCUCCAACGGAGAGAUUGAGGGCGCGGCGAUUCGCGCGGUUGGAGACAUCGUGGCCAACUUGACCGAGUCGGCAGAAUCAUCAGAGUCGGGAAGGGGUUCGGCCGGCCUCGUCUGCAAGUACAAGCCUGCGCCCGAGUAUGCUAUUGAGAGAGGUCGGCUCCUCCUGAUGGGUAACAGUGGAAGCACCAGCUUCUUUGAAGACAACACCGGCGGUUUCUACAGCGCUCCCAGCAGAAUUGCCCGUGAUCCUAGGUUUCGACCCGCCGGAAAAGACACUGUCAAGGUCAAGUCAGAAGAGGAAUGGAAACUGCGACACGACAUGUAUGGAAGAAGGCGGAUGUAA
This is a messenger RNA of Fonsecaea erecta, 2019 nucleotides long. RefSeq lists its product as hypothetical. The record is from RefSeq and is a predicted model, not a curated record. The transcript has a single exon. Bases 1 to 2019 code for a protein of 672 amino acids. Lineage: Eukaryota; Fungi; Ascomycota; Eurotiomycetes; Chaetothyriales; Herpotrichiellaceae.